Porites evermanni is the source of this 2652-nucleotide messenger RNA. NCBI's taxonomy places the organism in Eukaryota, Metazoa, Cnidaria, Anthozoa, Scleractinia, Poritidae. The record is from the annotation of a GenBank genome assembly.
AUUGGCGAAGUCAGUGCCAAGUUUCUUAAGUGUAAGGAAAACAUGUCUGCUUGUAUCUGUGCCAUCUGUAAACAUUUUACCAGUGUGGACAAGAAACCGUGUCAUUGUGAAAAAUGUGGAAUUUGCCGGUAAGUCAACCAUUCAGGCGCUUUUACCCGCGGAGACUGAGAGACUAAUCUGGACAAUUGAGAGCUGUAGUGUUUUAAAUUGCUCGAAAGAUACAGAACCUAAAUGCUGUCUCUGACACAUUAUAGAGGAGUUUUUUUGCAUAUUUUUUUCACACACUGCAAUAAAAGCGAUGCAUGGCUAAAAAUACUCAAUAUUUCGUAUUCUGUCUCAACACCCGUAAUGAAGAGACAAACUUUUUAACAGUACCUCCCUAUCUUUAAAGCAAGACGGAGUUUUUAUUCUUUUGUUAGUCAUCAAGGUACUUGUUUAGUGAAAUGGCAAAAAGAAUGUCUUAAACAACAGGAUAUAAUACCCCUGCAAAGUGACCUAAAGUGAAACUGUUCCAGUGUAAAGAGAAGGAAGUCGAAGCAAACAUCUAUAGCCCUUGUGUGUUUACAAUACGUCAGACACCAAAUUACGUACACCACCAAUUCUUGUUUUGGGAUUGUAAACUUACGAGAUUUCUCAACAAGAAAUUCCUGGAGCAUUUAAGGUGAAAGAAGCACUCAAGCGCAGUUAGCACAAGUCCAAAGAAUUUUGUCCGCAAAUGAGACUUAGUGAUGGGAAGACUGGCGUCAAAAUGGGUAUGGGCAGAUGAUGGCACGCUCCUUAGCUCUCUCUUCCUUUUCAUAAAAAAAGGCAUAUUUCUUUAAUGAAAUUUGAAAAAAUCAACUUCUAAAUUCUUCAGCUGUUUAUUGUGAAACAAAUUUGGAAGGGUAUAAGUAGUCAAUCCGCUUUAUUCAGAAGGUCUUAGAGGAGAGUUGUCGACUAUUUUUUCCCGAGUCGCCAGCGUCAAGAGAGAACAGUGUCAUGUCAUUCUCGAAUUUGACUUUUUUUUUCUUUUUCUUUUUUUUGGCUUUAAAAGAACAAACAGAGACCGCCUGUCUGUAUCACUUGAACGACACUCGCAAAACCCAGGUUACCAAAGGUUUCGGGGUCAGCAGUUACAGCGGUCUGGUAUGGAAAAUCCGGAGGAUGGUCUGGCUGACUGGUUUGUUAUCAAACACACCAGAGAUGAAGCGCUGUCGCGCGAUUUGCUUUCUAAAUACGGUUUUAAGGCUGCCGAUACAACGCAGGUAGGAAUUAUGUAAAUAACUGAAAUUUAACACUGAAAUCAAUCGGACAAUAUAUUCUACACGGAGGUCCAAUGAAACUGAGGAGAAUGAGAAGAGCCAUUUUCUCCUUGAGACCCGCAGUUUAAGGCUUCUCGCGUUCACUGAAUUGUACAAAACGCCACAGGUUAUGGUACUUCCCUCUCACCGUCUAAAUUCUUUAGCCAGUUCUAGCAUGUUCCAGGCGUUCAGUUCAGUGUAGCGUUGCGCGAAUUAGUCAGGGAGAACAAAAAAAUGAGGAGGAGUAAUACUUCCUCCAACCAUCCCCGGGUUAGGGCUGAGUCUAGAAAAUCCCCUUUAGCCGAAAAUUAAGUAGUUUCGAAGUACAGUUUUUCUUAACUUUAAAUCCAAAAGACGUGUUCCAAAUGUUCCCCUUCUUCUUUUUUGCAGAAUGAUUUGCAUCCCAUAGGAUUGCGCUCUUCAAAGUGAGUAAAAAAAAAAAAAAGAAAAAGACAAAAAAACAACAGUGGCAUCGUCCUCUAGUAAUAGAUAAAAACUGUUUAAAGGAUUAUUCUAAAUAUUUCACCUUUUUUAGAGCUUGUUAAAUUUUAUGCAACAUUCUCAAAUACGCCUAAAAAAACAAGUUUCAUUUUUCGUAAAGUGAACGAAAGAACAUCAGUUUCUCUACCACUCAGCUGGAUUCAAGUUGUAUUAGAACGGUCUUACGACUAUUCUGUGAACUCGUUUUUGCAGUCAUUCAAACACACACGCCAGUUCUUUUGAUUAUAAAAUUUUCUUUGUCAUGUAAAGAAAUCUGAAGUCACGAAGUUUCGACCUGCUCUAGGUAAACAGUCACAAAUACCUAGGACCCUAAAAUAUGAUUAUUAAUAAUAUCAACGAUAAGUGAUGAAAUCACUAAUUUUUUUAAACAUUUUGCUGGUUAAAUCCUCGCUCUGGUCUCUGAUUACUUGUUGAUAUUCAGUAUAGCCCAUAAAAUCUGAUUAGCACGGUUAGGGGUAGAAGGUCAUCUUCCAGUGGAAAAAAAAAUGGGAAUUUUGUGCUGGCGCGCUGCGCAGAAUUUCUGCGUGACUAAAAACCAAUAAUUAGCAAAUGAUUGUCACCUUUCUAGCUUUCAAGCUUAAUAGCGACGUAUUCAAUAUUCAUACUCCUAGCUUAUUUCCCCCAAAAUCGAGGGAAACGGAAAUCAGCUUAACAUGUUUAGCACCAAAAAACUAUGGAAAGUAACAAUCCUCUGGCUGGGGAUGGAAAACGAGUUUUGCUCUACAAAACGAGACUCCACCUUAUUACAAAUCUUCUCUAUUUUGUGUUAUUUCUGUUUCAGAUUCAUCUGCUCAUUUUUUUGCCGAAUUCCUGCAUUGUAGUGUGGGCUUUGUCUCCAACCUUGGGACACCCCAUCGAAAGACCCACGGCU